GGCAUGCUGGCGCUGGUCGUGCUGGACGUCCGCCGCUCCUGCGUGGGCGGGGCCGUCUACGCGACGUGCUGCUGCGUGUCGUUCGUGCGCAGCACGUCGGCGUUUCAGCAGGACCUCCUGAUCGAGAGGCACACGGAGCUGUUCGUGUGCUGGGUGUGGGCUCUGUGGCUGUUCAGCUGCGGCGUGGCCUACUCGGCGGAGUAUUACUUCAAGGCCCGCAUACGCGCCACCCUGGAGACGGAGGACGUGCAGGAG
Prorocentrum cordatum is the source of this 255-nucleotide messenger RNA. The record is from the annotation of a GenBank genome assembly. NCBI's taxonomy places the organism in Eukaryota, Dinophyceae, Prorocentrales, Prorocentraceae.